CCUCACUCUGACCCAAACUUGACCUUACUCUAUUAUACAAAUCCUCUUGCUCGCUGGAUUAUACAACUCGGGGAAAGAGGCCAGCACUUCUAUACAUACAAUUGAUACAACACUAUGGCCCCCAGUCUCUUGCUAGAUCAAGAAUCGCCCCCACCUGCCUCUGUUCAUCCUGCCAAGCAAACACUCAAAGAGGCCCACGCCCCUGUUGGUGGCGACCUUUCCUUCACUUCUGAUUCUACCAGCAACGGCAAUGGUAUCCAUCUUGGAAACGGGACCAAUGGCUUCCUAACGGGCAAUGGUGUACCGGGUGGUCAGCAAGGCGGCCACGACUUCAUUUCCGCUCAAACCCUUCGUCAACAAUCCGAGACCUAUGCAUCUCAGAGUCGCAUCCUUGGUGACGGGAAACGUCCAAACAUUCUGUACAUCAUGGCUGACCAGAUGGCUGCUCCAAUGCUAAAGUUCAAUGACCCAGAGUCAGUGAUCAAGACACCACGCCUAGACGAACUCGCUCGAACAGGUGUCAACUUUGCGAGCGCUUACUGCAAUUCACCUCUAUGUGCACCAUCCAGGUUUACCAUGUGCAGCGGUCAACUCCCCUCAAAAAUUGGCGGAUACGACAAUGCUUCCAUUCUGGGCCCAGAGGUCCCCACCUAUGCUCACUAUCUCCGCCGAGAGGGUUACGAGACUGCGCUGGCUGGGAAGAUGCACUUUAUCGGUCCUGACCAACUCCAUGGAUUUGAACACCGACUCACCUCCGACAUCUACCCUGGAGACCUGGGCUGGUCCGUAAACUGGGAUAAGCCAGAAGAGCGUCAAGAGUGGUACCACAACAUGUCGUCAGUCAUGCAAGCCGGCCCAUGUGUGCGCUCCAACCAACUAGACUACGACGAGGAUGUCAUGCACAAGGCUCAACAGUACCUCUACGACUAUGUCCGAUCAGAUCCCGAGACUCGCCGGCCGUUUGCUUUGACCAUCUCUCUAACCCAUCCACACGACCCCUAUACCAUGAUUCGGGAAUAUUGGGAUAGAUACGAGGGUGUGGAUAUUCCUCUACCCAAGGUCGAGAUUGCUCAAGCCGACCAAGACACGCAUUCGCAGCGACUCCUCAAGACCAUUGACCUGUGGGACAACCCAGUACCAGACGAGGCCAAGAUCCGCGCCCGACGUGCAUAUUUUGCCGCCUGCAGCUUCGUUGAUGACCAGGUUGGUAAACUCGUCAAGCUUCUGAAAAAUUGUAAGCUAGACAAGGACACGAUCGUUGUUUUUUCUGGGGACCAUGGCGACAUGCUUGGUGAGAGGAGCCUGUGGUACAAGAUGAGCUGGUAUGAGAACAGUUCCAGAGUGCCCAUGAUCAUCAAUGGCCCCAACAUUGCACCCAAGCAAGUCAAGGAGUCAGUGUCUACGAUGGAUCUGCUGCCAACAUUUGUCGACCUGGCUGGGGCCAAGGUUGAUGAACGCCUGCCCCUCGACGGCACCAGUUUAUAUGAGUAUUUAGUGUCUGACAAGCCAGGCAAAGAUGAAGUGUUUGGUGAGUACAUGGGCGAGGGAACUGUCACUCCAACGUAUAUGAUUCGCCGCCAUGAGUGGAAGUUCACCUUUUCUCUCGCGGACGGGCCACAGCUCUACAAUCUUGUCGAAGAUCCGCAAGAGCUUCACGAUCUUGCAAGGUCCACGGAGCCUCACAACCGGAAGGUGCUCGCCAAGUUCGAGGCUGAGGCGCGUGAGAAGUGGGACUUUACCAAGAUCCACAACGACGUUCUACUCAGCCAGCGCAUGCGUCAGCUUGCUUGCGGUGCGCUGAAGAUUGGGCGCAAGGAGUCGUGGGACUACCAGCCCCCAUACAACGACCGAGACCGCUUCAUCCGGUCCCACAUUCCGUUGGAUGAGCUGGAGCGGCGUGCUCGGUUCCCUGUAGUGGACUACCUGGGUCGCGAGAAGUCUGCUGCGGCAACCCACCAUGGCCUUGCGGGCGCGGCCGGCGAGUGAGGAGACAGAUGUUCAGGGAUGAGCAGUUUUUCUUCGUUCCAUCAUUUCUUUUGAUAACUCUUUUCGAAAGGGGAUUUUUCCCGCUUUUUUUCUUAUGAUUUGGUUGGGGUCACAGCUUCCCGUUGGUCUUGCAAAUUAGCGAUAAGGGCGUUAUGGUUUUACGGACUUUGACGAGGAUGUAAGUAUGGCGUGGUAUUGGGCAUCCAACAUGAUGAGAUUCGGGUUUAUGGGGGCAUUCAUGAUGGAGUUUGGCAAUAUAUGAUGUAUUACUGUAAUGUGCAUGUACGAGGAUGCACAUACGCAGGAGCGGUGUGCACAGACAGGUAGUAAGGUUAGAGGCAAAUGUAAAUCAACCGAAAACAGCGCAAACCUUGCUGGGGAAAUGUUGAGUGUCGGUGAGAAUUAAAUUUGGUUGUCAUGCAAGAAGG
Bipolaris sorokiniana ND90Pr is the source of this 2414-nucleotide messenger RNA. RefSeq lists its product as uncharacterized. Lineage: Eukaryota; Fungi; Ascomycota; Dothideomycetes; Pleosporales; Pleosporaceae. The transcript has 2 exons. Bases 115 to 1986 code for a protein of 623 amino acids. The record is from RefSeq and is a predicted model, not a curated record.